Messenger RNA from Drosophila erecta, 2359 nucleotides. RefSeq names its product putative inorganic phosphate cotransporter (gene MFS14). The transcript has 4 exons. The record is from RefSeq and is a predicted model, not a curated record. Bases 367 to 1860 code for a protein of 497 amino acids. Lineage: Eukaryota; Metazoa; Arthropoda; Insecta; Diptera; Drosophilidae. Gene Ontology annotation, cellular component: plasma membrane. Gene Ontology annotation, biological process: transmembrane transport; monoatomic anion transport. Gene Ontology annotation, molecular function: transmembrane transporter activity.
GAUCAUAUUUAUAAAAGAAUCGACCACCGCCAGCUACUCAAGCAGUCGCAGUCGUUCGCCAGAACGUUCAAAACCCGCUCGUCGCUGAACAAAUAGUAUAGAAAGAGUUUUGAAAAUAAAAUUCCUACGGUUAGAGUCUCUGGAUCCGUAAGAGUUUCGCUAUUCGCUUUUCGCUUUUCAAACUAACAGGGAAAACACUCGCAAGGAAAAUCGUGCGCUCACACAUGCGCGGCAACUUCAUGACGGAACCGGAAAACGCUGCGUGAGAAACCGAAAAAUUCCAGUGACCCAAACGCGAGCGUUAACGUUUCGAAAGAAUACCAAAUAAGAUAUAUCAGAUAUAUUAGCUCAACCCGCGCCGCACACAUGACAACUGCAUUGACCAUGGUGAAAACGGGUGGUAAAUACGCCAACGAGAAAUUCUUGGGGGUGCGGCAUGUGCAGUGCAUCCUGUGCUUCUUCUGCCUCGCGAUGAGCUACGCCUGGCGGGUGAACCUCAGUGUGGCCCUGGUGGCCAUGACGGACAACAGCACCUCGCCAGCUCAGAACUCCACCGAACCCAACGCGCCGUCCAGCGACCCCGGUUUUGACUUCUUUAAUUCCGAGCGCUACUACAACUUCACCCAGAAGGAGAAGGGCAGCCUGCAGGCCAGUUUUUUCUUUGGCUACAUCGUAACCCAGGUGCCAGGCGGCUAUAUCGCCCAGCGCUAUGGAGCCAAGACCAUGCUGAUGUACGGAUUGGGCAUAGCCGCCAUGAUCACGAUGCUAUCGCCGAUGUCCCUGCAAUUCGGAUGGGUCGCCCUUGCCGUGAUGCGAUUCGUGAUGGGUCUGGCCCAGGGUGCAGUGCAUCCGGCCACACACGCGCUGUUGGCCAAGUGGUCGCCCGCGGAUGAACGAGGAAUGCUGGGAACACUCUGCUACGCGGGCGCCCAGUUUGGAACGGUGGUGAUGCUGGCCACUAGUGGUUUCAUCGCCGACUCCGUCUUGGGCUGGCCGAGUAUCUUCUAUUUGGGCGGAGCCUGCGGCUUUAUUUGGAUGGUUUUCUGGUACCUGUUCUCGGCCAGCACUCCGGAGGAACACCGUCUGAUUUCGCCCGGAGAACUGAAGUACAUUACGGAUUCGCGUAGCGAUGGCAAGAUGCAAUCCGCCGAGAAACUGGCGCCCACGCCCUGGAAGGCCAUCUUUAGUUCCCCGCCCUUCCUGUCCCUCCUGGUGGUGCACUGCACCCACAUGUUCGGCUACUGGCUCCUGCUUAUGCAAAUUCCCACGUACAUGAAGAAGAUCUACCACGUGGACAUCAAGCAGGGUGCUCUGCUCUCCUCCCUUCCCUACAUGGUGAUGCUGGUCCUGAGCUUCUUCUUCGUCUGGCUAUCCAAAGUGCUCCAGAAGAAGGAGGGCAUGUCUCUGUCCUUCAACCGCAAGAUCUUCAACAGCAUUGGCCAUUGGAUACCCAUGCUCUCGCUGAUCGCUUUGGGUUAUGUGCCGGCGGAUAAUGCUGCCUUGGCGGUAACACUGCUCACCUUGACGGUGGGAAUCAGUGGGGCCACCUAUCUGGGCUUCCAGGUGAACCACAUCGAUCUGUCCCCGAAUUACGCCGGAACGCUGAUGGGCAUUACGAAUUGUGCGGCAAACGUGAUGAGUGGAAUCGCACCAGUGAUCGUGGGACAGAUUGUCCUUGAUGAGACAAGCGUAACUGAGUGGCGAUUGGUGUUCCUGCUGGCUGCCGCCUUCUACUUCCUGGGCAAUCUUCUCUUCGUCAUAUUUGGACGCACGGAGGUACAGUGGUGGGACUCCCCACGGGACAAUAAGGAGGAUGCGGAGCAGGGCACGCCUCUGGCGCCCAAUGGCCAGGUCAAAUAGAGCCUGGGAUGGCAUGUCCAUACCGCAUCCAGAAUCAUCCGGGCUGUUGUUUCUUAGAUUCGUAGGCGUAGUUAGUUAGUUAGACACCAGACAAGCUGAAAGUUAACUUUAGUGACGAUCGCGUGCUUCCAUUAGCGAUAUUAUACGGUAAUUGCUUAGACCUAAGGCAGCGUAAAUUAUUAUUGUUUGCAGUAUUUCCAUAAUGUACAUAAUCCAAAAAAAAAAACAAAAAAAAAACGAAGAUAAACAAUCUAUCAAACAAACCAAUUAAACGUGCAACUUGAGAAAACGUUCAGUGUAAAUAGGGACAGAGCCCACGACGAGCUGCAGCAUCAACUCUAGUAAUUGUUAUGUUUUAGUGUUAAGUUAGGCAUUAAAGAAAACCAAACUUGUGAUGAAAAAGUAAACUAAAAAAGGCGAAAAAGAAUGAUGAAGACAACACUAGCCAUGAAUAAAGCAGCUCAAUUCGCAGCUGUGAAAGAGUCAAAAUGUAACGAAA